Molecule: messenger RNA, 891 nt
Organism: Nicotiana tabacum (common tobacco)
Lineage: Eukaryota; Viridiplantae; Streptophyta; Magnoliopsida; Solanales; Solanaceae
Source: RefSeq, a predicted model, not a curated record
AUGGAUACUCCAAAUCCAGCAUUAAGAGAGGGAUCAGAAGAAGUUCUUCCUGUAAAAUUUGUUGUUGAGCAAGAGCAUGCACCAGCAACAACAAACUUACAUACACAACAUGUUCAAAGAGAACCUAGAAAUACAACUACUCCCAUAUGGAUGAAGGAUUAUGUGACUACUACAAAGUUGUCUGGGAACUCCAAACUGGUUAUAGUGAGAACAGUUAUCAGUGUUGUUGCUUCUAAAUAUUGGCCAUUGUUUCAAAUGGAUGUCAAUAAUGCCUUCUUACAAGGUGAUUUCACAGAAGCGGUCUAUAUGGAUCUACCUCUAGGGAUUUCACAAACAAGGGGAGUACAAGGUUUGAGUGGAUACAGACCAGUGGCAACUCCAAUGGAGCUCAAUCAUAAGCUAACUACUGUGGACUAUGACAACCAUGUUGGGAAUACAGAAGAUAAGCUAGAUAUAAGCUUUGUUGUGCAAGUAUUGAGUCAAUUUAUGCAGAAUCCUAAACAAUCAGACUUAGAUGCAGUCUUAAGAGUGGUGAGGUAUAUCAAGGAAUCCCCUGGCUUGGGUUUACUGCUGAAGAAAAGAGAAGCAAACAAUCUAACAGUAUUUUGUGACUCAGACUGGGCAGCAUGCCCAAAUACUAGGAGAUCAACUACGGGAUACAUUGUCAAACUAGGAGACUCUCUGUUGUCCUGGAAGUCUAAGAAGCAACAAACAAUCAGCAGAAGCUCAGUAGAAGCAGAAUAUAGGAGCAUGGUUGGAGCAGUUGCAAAGACAAUUUGGAUGGUUGGCUUACUAGAAGAAUGCAAAAAUAGUGUGAUCAAACCAGUGCACUUGCACUGUGACAGCAAAGCUGCUUUGCAAAUAGCAGCUAAUCCCAUAUUUCAUGAGUGA